Eleginops maclovinus (Patagonian blennie) is the source of this 909-nucleotide messenger RNA. Its product is annotated as diamine acetyltransferase 1-like. The transcript has 6 exons. NCBI's taxonomy places the organism in Eukaryota, Metazoa, Chordata, Actinopteri, Perciformes, Eleginopidae. The record is from RefSeq and is a predicted model, not a curated record. Gene Ontology annotation, molecular function: spermidine binding; diamine N-acetyltransferase activity. Bases 181 to 699 code for a protein of 172 amino acids.
GUAACAUAUAAAAGGGAACUCGGUGAAGCUGCUGUACCACUUUUGUGACACAGCCAAUGUAGUUCUGUAUACGGUUUCUUUAUUCUUUGCUGGGGGAUGUACUCCUGAGUAGCGUAUGACGAAACAAAUUUUGCUUCUAUUCACAUUCAGAGGAUUAGUAAGAAAACGGAAAAAAGGAAAAUGGAGAAAACGGCCAGUUAUAUAUUACGGAAAGCUGAACCCAGUGACGUGCACGAUAUCAUGCGACUCAUAAAGGAACUGGCCAAAUUUGAGGAAAUGGAAGAGAAGGUCGUGCUGACCGAGAAAGAUCUCCUUGAAGACGGCUUCGGAGAUCACCCAUUCUACCACUGUUUGGUUGCUGAAGUCCCAAAAUUGCAGGGCACAGAAGGGUACGAUGUGAUUGGAUUUGCUAUGUACUACUUCACAUAUGACCCUUGGAUUGGAAAGCUGCUCUACUUGGAAGACUUUUACGUCAUGCAAGAAUUUCGUGGUCUAGGCAUUGGUUCAAAAAUCCUGAAGGUCUUGAGUGAGACAGCAGUGAAGACUCGCUGUAGCGGCAUGCACUUCAUUGUAGCAGAAAACAACACCAAGUCUAUCGAGUUCUACAAGCGAAGAGGAGCAGCUGAUCUCUCUUCUGAGGAGGGCUGGCGUCUUUUUGAGAUUGAAAAGGAUGAUCUGCUGAAAAUGACUGCCCCAUAAGAGCUUAUGUACUGUUUAAUGAUUUGUGCUGACUGUUGGUGAAAGCAAUGAUCCUGUUUUUUAGUCAUUCUUAAUACAUUUUACACUGUAAGGUCAUCUGAAAUGUAGCAAGACCACUGCUGAAUGAAUACUGAUGAGAGGGGAAUAGCUAUACUCACAUUUAUUUGUGUUUUGAAAAACAUUAAAUAAACUUGAUUUUGUGUAACAGAA